AUGGACCUCACCACCGCCAUUCUUGCGCAUCCAAGGGUUAUCGCGGUUGACGUGGACUUGAACAGUCGCGCGGAGCUGGCGUCAGUAUUCAUCAAGGCAUUUGAUGACAAAGGGAACGAGUUCCCCAUUGACUUUGAUGAUGCAUGGCGCUUCUUGGGCUACAGCACCAAAGCAAAUGGCCUUCGCAAGCUCAAGGGUGGAGGAUUCAGGGAGGGCCUUGACUACAGGGGCACGAAAGGGGGGGUCAUCCAGACGGAUGAGGGGUCUUAUGAGGGGUUCGCACCUGACAAAUACUACAUGACCAUCAAUGCAUUUGAGCUCUUUGCCAUGAUAGCAAUGACUGAGACAGGCAACAAGGUGCGGCAGUUCUUUCGAGCAAUGAGGGACGCCUAUGUCGAGUUGACACACAUGCUGCAGUCAGGCACUGACAGAGAACAAGCAUACAUUUUAACGUACGAGAAGAAAAAUUGCACUUACGUGGCUGCAAUCCAGCAGCAGCCGCGUCUUUGCAAGUUCGGCUUCACUACAAACAUCAAGGAGCGCUACAGUGCGCAUCGGAGGACAUUUACAACACCGUACUUCUUUGAGCUGCGCCACGUUGUCGAGGCAGACGACCCAAAGAAGGCUGAGGAGAUCUUCAAGAACUUCCCGGACAUCAAGGACAAUGUCCAGCAGCUGAAGAUAGGAGGCAGCAUUCAGCGGGAGACUUCCUUAAUGCCCGAUACGAUGACAGAGGAGAGGUUGUACUUCCUCAUGAGAAAGGCGUGCCGGCAGUCGGCAUCACAGGAUAUUGUAAUGUCAGAUUCACAUGACUAUCUGGAGAUUGAGCGCGAGAAGACUCAGCAGAUGCAGCUGCAAGUUCAACUACAGAGAGACGUUGAGCUAGAGAAAUACCGGAUGGACCACGAGUACCGAAUGGAGGUUUUUAAGAGGAAGCGGUGCGAAGAGGACGAUGAGGGCGGCGACACACCAGAUCACGGUGGCAAAGCUCAGAAAGGGGUCACGCCAAGGGCCGGGCCCAAAGAUGAUGACAGCAGAAAGGAGCAGACGACGGACGAAGCAGCACUUGACGAGGAGGAAGAAGCGGUGGCAUCGCAUGAUGACGAGCCGGAAGAGCCUCCAAGGGGCAGCAAUGUUGAAGCCGGGGGCGAGGAAGAGAGGGAGGCGGUAGUAGACAACACCCCCGAUGCUACACAAUUCGAGAGGAAUGUGCACGAGCAUAUCCGCUCAUUGUGUGAGUUUGGGGUUGACGAGCGCUCGAUGAGGACGGUGGACAGGUUCCGGACGGACCGGAUCCCACUGUUUGAGGCGUUUGUUGAGAGGUACGGCAAGACCACCAGAAGAAAGUUCUACACGGCUGUGAUUCGGUUGGAAGGAGUGACUUCGACUGUCUACAGCACUGGUGGUCGCCAUGGAAUAGAAGGCUUUUCGGGGAUUCGUCUGAAGGACCGGCCGUCAUCGGAUGCUGACGAGGACCUCAUCCUCCAGUUCAUCCAAGAGGACUGCGAACUCGGUGACGACGACCUUCUCGUCAGCAAAGCCGAUCUGUUUGAAGCACUUCAGGCGUUUGGAGCUGCAAGAGGAUGGCAGAAGUUCCACAGGGGCCAUGGCAGCACGAUGUCAAAAGUGCUGACAGCGAAGGGUGUGAGGGAAGUUGACGUCCGUUGGCGUGGAGUCAACAGUCGGGUGUUUGCCGGCAUCCGGCCAAAGAGGGGUUACCCAACACCUCAGGAGGUCUUCCGUCAGUUCCUGGGAGCAAGGACUCAGAAGAGGGAGGGAAGCCUUGUUAAGCGGGCUGUUCUCCUCAAUAGGUUCUCCAAGUAUGCAAAGGAGUGCUGCAAGGAGCUGGUAACACCCCUCACCAGCUUAAAGAUGACCCAAGAGAUGGGGGUUUUUGGCUUCAAGCUGGUGACGGCAGGCAGAGACAUGUGUUUUGAAGUGGCGGAAAAAGUCGUCAUGCGUGGUGCAUACGAUUCAAUCACCCCAAAAGUAUUGUUCACAUCACCCGCUAAUGAGCUGUAG
Molecule: messenger RNA, 2022 nt
Organism: Klebsormidium nitens
Lineage: Eukaryota; Viridiplantae; Streptophyta; Klebsormidiophyceae; Klebsormidiales; Klebsormidiaceae
Source: the annotation of a GenBank genome assembly